This is a messenger RNA of Rhodamnia argentea, 1040 nucleotides long. RefSeq names its product alpha carbonic anhydrase 7-like. Bases 180 to 1040 code for a protein of 286 amino acids. The record is from RefSeq and is a predicted model, not a curated record. NCBI's taxonomy places the organism in Eukaryota, Viridiplantae, Streptophyta, Magnoliopsida, Myrtales, Myrtaceae. The transcript is spliced from 7 exons. Gene Ontology annotation, molecular function: zinc ion binding; carbonate dehydratase activity.
CCAUAUUGUCUCCUUCACACUUGCAAGAGAGAGUGACGAGUCUCUGGCUUUUUUCUCACCAAACCUCAGUGCGUGCUUAUAAAGCUCAAGAACCACCCCUUCGCUCUACCCAUAAUUUGUACCUGAAGACAUAUUUGUUCUUUCAUCGAAUCAUUGGUCGCAUCGCAGCGAAGAUCGGCAUGAAGAACCGAAGCAAACCCAUCCUCUUUUCAGCUUUUCCCCUCCUCUUCCUUCUUGCACUGGGGAGCACAGCAACAUCAUCCGUGCCCGGAGAAGUUGAGGAUGAGAGGGCGUUCGACUACAUAGCCGGGAGCGAGAAGGGGCCAGUGCACUGGGGGGAGCUGAGGAAAGAGUGGGAAGCCUGCAAGACAGGCGAAAUGCAGUCACCGAUCGACCUGUCGAGCCGGCGAGUGAAGGUGAUUCCCAAGCUUGGGGAGAUAGAGAGGAGCUACAAGCCCAGCAAUGCGACCCUCAAGAACAGAGGCCACGACAUUUCCCUUCAAUGGGACCUUGGCAAUGUUGGAUCAAUUAAAAUUAAUGGCACUGAAUAUUUUCUCCAACAAUGUCACUGGCAUUCCCCUUCCGAGCAUACCAUUAACGGCAGAAGGUAUGCGUUGGAGAUGCACAUGGUUCAUGUAAGCACAGACCAGGACGUUAAGAACAAGAUUGCUGUCGUUGGACUCCUCUACAAGACUGGCCAACCAAAUGCUUUCCUGACCAAGUUGAUGGGGAAUGUAGGCAUUGUAGGGUCCUUGGUUGACAAAGAGGGCGAGAGAAAGUUGGGUGUCAUUGAUCCAAGAGAGAUCAAGUUGGGUGGCAAGAAUUACUUGAGAUAUAUGGGCUCCCUCACUGUCCCUCCUUGCACAGAAGGUGUCAUUUGGACCAUCAACAAGAAGAUAGGCACUGCAUCAAAGGACCAAAUCAAGUUGCUCCAAGAGGCUGUUCAUGAUUAUGCGGAGAAGAAUGCAAGGCCUCUGCAACAACUGAAUAAAAGAGAGAUCCACCUCUAUCAACCAAAUGAGGCACUAAUACCAAAUUAG